AUGGGCACUAUUGUAAUUGGCGUUCUGAUUGGUAUUCUCUACACUGUACUUAAUUGCUCUCCCGGCUCAAAGUUUAGGAUUGGUUUUACCCUCUGCCAGAGAAUGAUAUUUGGAAUUAUAGGCUCAUACCUUGGGAUCGUCAUUAGGAUCAUGUUAUCCAUUGUAUUCUUUGCUUCCAUGUCUUGGUUAGGCGGUUUGGGCAUAGUAGUAAUGCUUUCUUCUUGGUCCAAGAAUUACAUGAAUAUGGACAAUACAUUCUCACACUCUGUGAACAUGACAAGGCGUGACUUUAUUGCCUUCUUUUUAUUCAACGUCAUCCAGAUUUGUUUCUUCAAAAUUAGGCCAGAGAAGAUGGGCCCCUAUGUUAACGGCUCCUGUUUCAUUACAUUUAUAGCAAUUCUUGGAGUGUUUGGUUAUGAAUUACACAAAUGUUAUGUCUUAACAGGUGGUCCCGGCCCAUUGUGGUACGAAUCUGUUGAUAUUCCUAAAUCAGAAGUUGGCUGGAUAUGGCUACAAGCAGUUACAGUCUUCUAUGGAGCUGUUUCUCCCAAUUGUACAAAUAUGAGUGAUUAUUCAAGAUUUUCAAGGUCUUCUAAACAGAUGUAUUGGGGUAUUGUCAUUUCGGUUGCUACCACUGGUGUUAUGAUUCCAAUGAUGGGAAUGGUUACUGCUUCAAACACUUUGGCUAGUUAUGGAACUGCAAUGUGGCUACCAACCGAUGUCUGUUUGAGAUGGUUACGGGAAAAUUAUAGCCCCAUGAGAAGGGCCGCAGCUUUUCUUUGUGGCUUUUCUUUUGCUUCCUCUCAAAUGACUUACAAUGUUAUUGCAAACGGGUUUGCCGGCGGUAUGGAUCUUGCAGGACUAUUUCCUAAAUAUAUUAAUAUAUUCAGAGGUGCCGUCCUUACUGCCUUGAUUUCGUGGGUUUGCCAACCUUGGAAUUUUUAUAAUUCAGCAUCAGUUUUCAAUUCUGUCAUGGCAUCAUUUGGUGUUAUGAUGUGUCCAAUUAUGGGGAUUAUGGUUUCCGAUUUUAAUUUAGUUAGAAAAAGAAGGCUAAGAGUAUCUCACUUGUACAGCUUGAAAAAAGAUAAAGACUUUUGGUUCACGUAUGGUAUCAACUGGAGAGCAUAUCUAUGUUUCUUUGCCGGGACCGUGCCUGGACUACCCGGAUUAGCAGCUGUGGUUAAUGAAAAUGUGCGUAUACCUACUGGUCUAUUUCAUUAUUUUCAGAACUCUACAAUUUUCUCCUUCAUCUGCCCUUUGAUCUUGUAUUAUUUGAUUUGCUUGGUUUCUCCGCCACAAGGAGCAGGUGAGAUAGAUGAGUAUGACUAUUUUGAUGUUUUUUCAGAAAAAGAAUUAGCUGAAUUAGACAUGAAGUCAUUCCAAGAUGGAUGCGAUUCUGAGGGAGUUAUUCCCUCGGAUAGAGUAUCUUUAGUCGAUGAUGAAGGGAAUAUACUAAGUAGUAUAGAUGAUAAUAAAAAAAGCCAGGUCUUUGUUAAAAGCGAGACCGUCUAA
This is a messenger RNA of Pichia kudriavzevii, 1512 nucleotides long. RefSeq lists its product as uncharacterized. Gene Ontology annotation, cellular component: plasma membrane. Gene Ontology annotation, biological process: transmembrane transport; nucleobase transport. The record is from RefSeq and is a predicted model, not a curated record. Lineage: Eukaryota; Fungi; Ascomycota; Pichiomycetes; Pichiales; Pichiaceae. The transcript has a single exon. Gene Ontology annotation, molecular function: nucleobase transmembrane transporter activity. Bases 1 to 1512 code for a protein of 503 amino acids.